Molecule: messenger RNA, 753 nt
Organism: Metarhizium brunneum ARSEF 3297
Lineage: Eukaryota; Fungi; Ascomycota; Sordariomycetes; Hypocreales; Clavicipitaceae
Product: Secondary metabolism regulator LAE1
Molecular function (GO): methyltransferase activity
Source: RefSeq, a predicted model, not a curated record
AUGGCCAGCCACCACAAGUUAUAUCUCGCCUUUGACAACAAACUGUUCUUUGCGCCACUGCGCAACCCGCAAAAGGUUCUAGACGUAGGCACAGGAACAGGCAUUUGGGCCACUGAUUUCGCAACCGAGUUCCCCGAAGCCGAGGUAAUCGGGACUGAUCUCUCGCCGACGCUGCCUAACUGGGUGCCGCCAAACUGCGUCUUUGAACUGGACGAUGCAUCGCAGGAGUGGACAUUCCCAGACAACACCUUCGAUUACAUACAUAUCCGCUUCAUGGCAGGAUGCUUCAAAGACUGGACAAGGUUGUACAGUGAAUGCUUUCGGUGUCUCAAGCCAGGCGGCUGGCUGGAGCACCAAGAAUGCGGAUUCCGAGUCGUAUCAGACGACGGGUCCCUGCCGCCUGAUAACGCCUUCAACGAGGCGGCAGAUCUAUUUGCCGAGACGGGCAGGAGGUCAGGCCACACUACUGAAGUAAUCGACGACGACAAUUGGAUCAGGUGGAUGGAGGACGCUGGGUUCCGCGAUGUGCAGAAAAAGGCUAUCAAGACGCCCAUGGGUGAGUGGCCGGCGGAUAAAAAGUGGAAGGAGGUAGGGCUGUUCAAUAGAAUAACUACCGAGACGGCGCUGGAAGGCUACUUUCUGUACAAGUUGACCCGGGUCAUGGAUUGGGAGUAUGCCGAGGUGCAGUCGUGGCUGGCAAGAGUCCGUGAGGCGUUGAGGAAUAAGGCUUACCAUGGCUAUUCUACGUGGUGA